Molecule: messenger RNA, 671 nt
Organism: Owenia fusiformis
Lineage: Eukaryota; Metazoa; Annelida; Polychaeta; Sabellida; Oweniidae
Source: the annotation of a GenBank genome assembly
CUUUACGGCAGUACACAACACAUGGUUCAGCGGUCUGCCGAGAAAUGCCAGUUAUAACAGAGGUUUCCAGCAUGUUUUGGGGAGUUACGCUUGAUGAGGGAAAGCGGUAUACUCAGACCGUUGAGCGAUCCUUCCACAUAUCAGCAGCAACACUCGAACCUAAAGAUUCAGCUAAGCACAAGCCUGUUAGUGUAAUGAUCUCUACAAACAAAGCUGAAUUCUUGCUAGCUGUCUUGCAACAUGGGAAAACCUACAACCAACAGCUUGACUUGAACUUUACAGAGGGAGAGGAGGUCACAUUUUUCUUAAAUGGAGAGGGUGUGGUCCAUCUCACAGGUUAUUUGGUAGAGGAUGAUAUAGAUCAGCAAGACUUUGAGGGUAUGGAAGAGAUGAGUGAUGAGAGUGGAGAGGAAGAAUCAUCUGAAGAUGAGGAAAUACCUAAACUUAAAGCUAUAGAAGCACUAAAGAAAAGCAAAAGGAAAAACGCCGAAGAAGCUACUGGUAAAAAGAAGAAACAGAAAGUAGUAGUAGAGGAAGAUGAAGACAGUGAUGAAGAAGAUGACGAUUUUAUGUUGGAUGAGGCAGAAGAAUCAGAUGAAGACUCAGAAGAAGACUCUGAGAUGGAGGAUGAUGACGAUGAUGAUGAUGAGGAAGAUUCUGGAGAAGAGGAG